AUGCCAGACCUACCUUCAGCCUUCCUGCCCCUCCUCCUUCUUUCCAAGUUAGUUGCCCCCGUGACCUUUCGUCACCACCGCUACGAUGACCUCGUGCGGACGCUGUACAGGGUGCACAACCAAUGCCCGGACAUCACGCGGCUCUACAACAUCGGGCGCAGCGUGAAGGGGAGGUACCUCUACGUGCUGGAGUUCAGCGACCACCCGGGGAUCCAUGAGCCCUUGGAACCGGAAGUCAAGUACGUGGGGAACAUGCACGGGAAUGAGGUGCUGGGCCGUGAGCUGCUACUGCAGCUGUCGGAGUUCCUCUGUGAGGAGUUCAGGAACCGGAACCCGCGAAUCCUGCGCCUCAUCCAGGACACACGCAUUCAUAUCCUGCCUUCCAUGAACCCCGACGGCUAUGAGGUGGCUGCCGCGCAGGGCCCAAGUACAUCUGGGUAUCUGGUUGGUAGGAACAAUGCAAAUGGAGUGGACCUGAAUCGCAACUUCCCUGACCUCAACACCUAUUUCUACUACAACGAGAAGUAUGGCGGCCCCAACCACCACUUACCCCUCCCAGACAACUGGAAAAGUCAGGUGGAACCCGAGACCCGGGCGGUGAUCCAGUGGAUUCGUUCCCUAAAUUUUGUUCUCUCAGCGAAUCUGCAUGGCGGGGCUGUGGUGGCCAAUUACCCAUACGACAAGUCACUUGAUCAUCGUUUCCGAGGUCCCCACCGUACCUCCAAUUCCCCCACGCCAGAUGACCAGCUCUUCCAGACGCUGGCCAAGGUCUACUCCUAUGCCCAUGGCUGGAUGCACCAAGGCUGGAACUGUGGCGAUUACUUCCCAGACGGCAUCACCAACGGGGCGUCCUGGUACUCUCUCAGCAAGGGAAUGCAAGACUUCAAUUAUCUCCACACCAACUGCUUUGAGAUCACUCUAGAGCUGAGCUGCAACAAGUUCCCCCGGCAGGAGGAGCUGCCACGGGAGUGGCUGGGUAACCGGGAAGCCUUAAUCCAGUUCUUGGAACAGGUCCACCAGGGCAUCAAGGGCAUGGUGCUCGAUGAGAACUCUAACAACCUCACAGGGGCUGUCAUUUCUGUCACUGGGAUCAAUCAUGAUGUCACUUCAGGUGAGCAUGGAGAUUACUUCCGUCUGCUGCUUCCGGGGACUUAUACUGUCACCGCCAAGGCACCAGGGUACGACCCCCAAACAGUGACUGUGACCGUGGGGCCUGCGGGACCAACACUGGUCAACUUCCAACUCAAUCGAAGCACAUCUCAGGUGCACCCUGUUCAGAAAGCUCCCGGCCGAGGACAGGGAAGCAGGCCAAAGCAGUCCCGGAUACCCAAAAAGAAAGACACAGCAACAAAGAGGCAUCGAGGCCCUGCCUGA
This is a messenger RNA of Chionomys nivalis (European snow vole), 1374 nucleotides long. RefSeq names its product carboxypeptidase N subunit 1 (gene Cpn1). The coding region runs from base 1 to 1374 and encodes 457 amino acids. The record is from RefSeq and is a predicted model, not a curated record. Gene Ontology annotation, biological process: proteolysis. Gene Ontology annotation, molecular function: zinc ion binding; metallocarboxypeptidase activity. Lineage: Eukaryota; Metazoa; Chordata; Mammalia; Rodentia; Cricetidae. The transcript is spliced from 9 exons.